This is a messenger RNA of Formica exsecta, 1913 nucleotides long. It is a transcript of the gene kay, whose product is annotated as transcription factor kayak. The transcript is spliced from 5 exons. The record is from RefSeq and is a predicted model, not a curated record. Gene Ontology annotation, molecular function: RNA polymerase II cis-regulatory region sequence-specific DNA binding; DNA-binding transcription factor activity, RNA polymerase II-specific. Gene Ontology annotation, biological process: regulation of transcription by RNA polymerase II. Gene Ontology annotation, cellular component: nucleus. Bases 255 to 1502 code for a protein of 415 amino acids. Lineage: Eukaryota; Metazoa; Arthropoda; Insecta; Hymenoptera; Formicidae.
AUAUUAUUCAUUAGCAACAGAAAUAGCAUUUUUCAGUACCAGGCGAAUCGUAAACUUUGUGUAAUUAUGAUUUUCGCGUUCUUCCGUCCCAACAUGAAAUAAAAUACAUAUCGUGUGUAAUUAAGUCAAGAAUGCUAUGUAAAUUGUUGAGCAAUCAUAUUCUGAUUAAUACGCGUGCGAUCAAAAUUAAGUGUUUUCGCAUGUGAGUGCCAUAAAGAAAUUCUGAAGACAAGAAAAAAAGAGGCCUGGAACGCAUGAAACAACGGCAUGGAAACCAUGAGAUUGGAAGUUCUCGCCGUGGCGAGUCUUUGAUACGAGAUUGUUACUCUGGAGACCGAAUGGCAGAAGAAGUGAACGGCAAGAUGAAACUGGACGUUUCCGAUGUGCUUUACGACAGCUCCAGCGUGUCCAGCGACAGCGGGACCUCGCAGAGCUCCCGCGUCAGCCAUGAUUUUCUCUCCAGCAUCGCAAAUGCGGCCGUGCUGCCCAAUAACUUGGUAUCUUUGGACGGAUUGCAUAGCGGUGUACCGACCAGAACGACGCCGACGUUGACGCCGACCACCCUCCGCAGCAUCGAGCAGACGUUCUUGGAGCUGACGAGCGAGUCAGCGACGACGCACGGUCGCGAGGCCGGCUUCGUGCCACCGCUGGUCGAACCGUCACAGCCGACCCCGGCACAGACGCAAAACACGACGGCGGCCCAUCUUCCGGCACCGACGACGACCACUCUUAUUGAGAGCCAGCAGCAAACGCAGCCACAACAGCAACAGCCAGUUAAACGCAAUAUGGGCGGUAGAAGGCCCACCAGAACGAUCGGGAUGACUCCCGAGGAGGAGGAGAGGCGACAAAUUCGGCGCGAAAGGAACAAGAUGGCAGCGGCGAGAUGCCGCAAGCGAAGAAUGGAUCAUACCAAUGCCCUACUUGAAGAGACCGAGGGUUUGGAACAGAAGAAGCAGAGCUUGCAGGAUGAAAUAGAACACCUGAAUCAGGUUAAAGAAGAACUGGAAUACAUUUUAGAAACUCACAGAGCCGUUUGCCGCCAUUCGCUGCGCUCUUCGUCCCCGUUAGACGUGAAACCCGUGAUAAAGCCUGAUCUUCCGGCUGAGAAUCAUUUCGCCACCGAGCCCGUGAAGAGCGACACGACAGUGGGUGCAACGAGACCGAACAGACCUAAUUCACUGCCGGUCGGGUUGGAUAAUAACAACAGACUGAAUUCUUUGCCGAUGUUUGCCGAACCCAAGGAGAGACCGGAUACGCUUGCUUUUAAAACAGUGGAAACACCAUCCUUUAUGAAGCCGUCAAUGGACGUGGCCGGUAUGCCAAUUACUACCCCGACCAGCGGUAUACCAUUUAACUUUGAAUCCCUGAUGGAGGGUGGCACUGGUCUCACACCGGUCUCGACGCCUCUGAUACCAUCGUGCUCGACGCAACAGAGGAACAAUCUGUCAGCCGUGGAUCUCAGCUCCCCGGACGCGAAUCCACCGAAACUCGUGAGCUUGUGACGCCACGAUGAUAUAGCGAAGCAUGGAUCGAACGAGGAGAACGAUCCCGAAUGAGAAUGGAAGUACCAUGACGCGAAAGAAGUUUAAUUUUUUUAGAAAACAGAAAGGAAAGCAGAAAUAUUAUGCGCGUGCUCUUUACAACGAAAUUUUUGAUCGCUCUUAAAAGCUCUUUCACAUGAUUUUGCUUAUUAGAAAGCGCAGUUUUCAAAGCAUUUUAUUGACAGUUUAUCGGCGUUUAUAAUCUUAUGAAAUUUGUAAACAAUUCUACGCAUUUGUUCUUGUAAAAAAAAAAAAAAAAACAAACAAACAUAAAUCAAAUUUGUUCUUAGAAGAAAAAAUAAAGCAAGAAAAUUUUUGUCAUUGAGACAACAAUUGUUUAUAUAUGAUACUCUGCAAGUGCAUUGAUCUUUA